Messenger RNA from Penicillium antarcticum, 1716 nucleotides. RefSeq names its product T6SS phospholipase effector Tle1-like catalytic domain-containing protein. The record is from RefSeq and is a predicted model, not a curated record. NCBI's taxonomy places the organism in Eukaryota, Fungi, Ascomycota, Eurotiomycetes, Eurotiales, Aspergillaceae. The transcript has 2 exons. The coding region runs from base 1 to 1716 and encodes 571 amino acids.
AUGAACACGUUUGGACCAUACCCUCAACCGAAACAAUUUGUGCUAUGUUUUGAUGGCACAGGAAACAAGUUUGCUGGUGAUGCAUCCGACACAAAUCUCGUCAAGAUCUAUCGCAUGCUAGAUCGGAGCCAAAGCCACCAAUACCACUACUACCAACCCGGGAUUGGAACAUACGUAACAAGCAACCACUUCGGCGGAAAAGGCAGACUCGAACGCAUCAAGUCCUCCUACAAGAAAGCAAAAGAUGCAGCCUUGGGCUCCUCCUUUGACGAACACGUGCUGGGCGGAUACAAGUUCCUAAUGCGGUACUAUGCCCCAGGCGACAAAAUCUAUUUCUUCGGCUUCAGCCGCGGCUCCUACACUGCACGCUUCCUAGCAGAGAUGUUAGAUUUCAUCGGCCUCCUGCAACCGGGCAAUGAAGAGAUGAUUCGGUUUGCGUGGAAGACUUUUGCGAAGUGGCAGCAGCGACGAGAUAGCACGGCGCAGGACCAUGAAGAGCGACAUCGGCUUUUCAUGUUUAUGAAGGCUUUUCGGGAGACGUUCAGUCGGCCUGUUGGACGGAUUCGAUUUUUGGGGUUGUUUGAUACGGUUAACAGUGUGCCUAUCUUUGAAAAUGCUUGGAUGGAGAGGAGUAAGUUUCCUUAUACGGCGCAGAGCUCAGCGAGGGUUAUUCGGCAUGCUGUUUCUAUUGAUGAACGGCGGGCGAAGUUUCGGCAGGAUUUGCUUUAUGAGAUUCGACCGAAGGUGCGAAAGGAGAAACAUUCGCAUUCGCUUGGGUUGAGACAUCUCUUGUCCCGUGAGGAUGACCAGGGGAGUGAGAAGGUUGAUGUUCCUGAGAAUGAGAGGGAGUUGGCACAGAUUCCAAGAUGCGGGUCUACGAGGGUUCUUAAUGAGGGACAGAGAUAUCGUGGACAUACGCCUUCGUCUAAUAGGCAUGUCAGUGUCGAAGCGCCGAGAAUGGGAAACUUGCUCGGUGACGGUGUUUCAAUGAGAAGUGGUGUCUCCGGUGCCUCUCUUCAGCUUUCCCAUCUUCAUGUACCAAGCGAGACUGGGGACGAUGAUAACGAGCAGGAUGUGGCAGAGGUAUGGUUCCCAGGACAACAUGGUGACGUUGGAGGUGGUUGGGUCCUCAAUCCAAAAGAUCCCUGGCCGCUCAGUCAUAUUCCACUUGUGUGGAUGGUCAAGGAGGCUCAACUGGCAGGACUCGAGUUUGAUCCAGAGAAGCUCGAACGAUUCAAUUGCCGCGAUGAGACUUUCGAGCCACUCCGAGCUUCAGAAGAAACCAAGCCGGAUAUAUAUCGUGAUGUACUUCAACAAACAAUGGACCGGGGCAUCGUGCAUGACACUCUCACCUAUGGCGGUGGUGUUUCAGUAUUGUCAACUCUGUCAUGGCGGUUGAUGGAAUACCUCCCUUUCCGAAGAAUGGACCUGCAGCCGGACGGAUCCUGGAAGCCAAUUCGUUGGCCUCUUCCCUGUGGAGAGGUGCGUGAUAUUCCGGAAGAUGCUCAAAUUCACAUCUCUGCUAUAUAUCGUAUGGAGAUUGAUCCUACGUAUCGACCUGGGAAUCUGAUCAUAGGUGGAGGUGGAAGGAGUCUCAAACGAGCUCCUUCGAGAUAUGGAACCGGGAAUUGGCAAGUCUGUAAGCAUGAGGGUGAUUUGGUUAGCCAGACUUAUGUGCGAAAAAUCGGUGAUCUUUGUCAAGAUGGUCAUUCAUAA